Molecule: messenger RNA, 762 nt
Organism: Parnassius mnemosyne (clouded apollo)
Lineage: Eukaryota; Metazoa; Arthropoda; Insecta; Lepidoptera; Papilionidae
Source: the annotation of a GenBank genome assembly
AUGCCAGCGGCAGGUGGAGGCGGCGCGGGCGGUUUGCUUGUCCAUCAGUUCAGUUGGAUGGACAGUCGGGUGCGACGCGCGGUGGUGUACGGUUCUGUUAUUUGUUGGCAUGUACCAGUGGGGACGCCAGGCAUCGGGGAGGGCAGCAGUGGGAGUAGCAUGGCGGAGGCGGCGUCCUUAAGUCAUAGUCCAAGAUUCCUGCGCAAAAAGCGUCGACUCUCGCGGUUACUGGACAAGCUGGCAGUCCAACUGCAGAAUAAUAAUCACUAUCCGCUCCCACCCUGGCUCAUGCUCGAACCUCCUUAUUUCGAACCGAAGGCGCCGGAAGAGGCUCCGCUUGAUCUCUCCGUGAAAUCAGAGACACCGAAAAUAGAACGAAAGGAACCGGCCGGCUACAACUGCGAGACUUGCGGCCAGACGUUCGCUGUUCACGACCGCCUUGCUAAGCACGUUGCUUCUCGUCACCGUGACAAAACACCCGAAGCUGCCCGCGCAUAUGAGUGCGAGAUUUGCCGCCGGCGUUUCGCCCGCUCCGAUAUGCUGACGCGCCACGCCCGUUUACACAGCGGCAUUAAGCCGUACUCUUGUUCAGCUUGCGGACAGGUGUUCUCACGCUCGGACCACCUGGCGACUCAUCAACGCACUCACACAGGUGAGAAGCCCUAUCGUUGCCCUGCUUGUCCCUACGCCGCCUGUCGCCGUGACAUGAUUACGCGUCACAUGAGGACGCACUCACGUCGAGCGCCACCCACCGAAAUCUAA